CGCAGGACCUCCUUAGACCUCUGUAAUACAUUCUUAACAGUAGCAGGAUACACCCCGCCCCUUCAGUCCUGCCUGACAAGCCAAGAGACUGCGCCUGGCAAGAGAUUAGAACUGCUUUCAGUAACAAACACAACACACUGUGUGGUGGAUAUGGCUGUCAUAUCAGAAGGCAUUAAUCUGUAAUCUCCACUCGGUUUGUGAAUGCGGUUAGAACGGAAUUUAAGGUGUCUACGAGUCCACGUCCUCUCCUAGGAGAAGAGUCCAGGACUGUUUACCACACAUGAAGAGCUUUUAAGGAAUAAUAUUUGUGGGAUUUCCCUCACUGAGCCGAUAUGGUGCUCCCCGGCUGGCAUAACUCUGUGGUGCUGAUCUGCAUGUCCAUCGCCCUCGUUGGAGCUAACAGUUUUUUAGCCAGAUUGCCUCCACCAGUAAACCUCAACCUGUCAUGGGACAACCAAAACAAGUUGUCUAUAACUGUCAUCUGGAGAGAACCAGCUGGCUUGGACACAAAAUGUAUAGUGAAUUAUAGUGUAGCAAUAUAUAAUGAGAAGAAAUGUCCUCCCAAAAAAAAUGCUUCAUAUAUAUUGCGAACAAAGAGUUUGAGCUAUACAUAUUCCAUUUCUAAAGAGGAUGCAAUAUGUGUUGGCAUAACAACAAACCCAGAGGUCUGUGAAAACAAAAGUGCCAGCAAAGAAGUAUACAAAGAUUUACCUCCACCAUUAGCUUUAGUGAAGAACUUCAGAUGUUUGUAUUAUGCUACUAAAAAGAUGAACUGCACAUGGAAUGUAGUCAAAAAUAUCCCUGACCUUCAGCUCUUUUACAGGAUAGGAAAAAAGGAAGCCCUAAAGAGUUGUAUAUCAUAUCUCACUUCUGGACACAAUAAGACAGGCUGUCACAUGCAUGAUGAAGAACUUGCGUCUGACGCAGAGGUUUUCUUUUUCAUCAAUGGAACUGGUGAAACUCUUCUGAUUAACAAGUUUUUAAUAGACAUACGUGUCUCAGCAGUGAAACCUCCUAAGCCAAAAGUCAGUAUCACACAGGAAGGUGAAUACCUCUGGUUUCAAGCAAUCAUUCCAAAUUUUCUACCACCACAAUGUUUAAAAUACAAGUUUGUGUACUCCAAAUGCAAUGAACAGAGUGAACAACCACCAGGUAACUCAUCAUUACAUGUGGGCUAUGACAUUGCCUGCAAGUACACUGUUCGAGUGCAGGUCAUAUACUCUAACUGCUGUGGGGGGGAACAUGACAUUGUGAGUGACAUGAGCGAACCUGAGUGUUAUGGUGAGGAUAGGGACCCAAAUUUGGCAUUUAAAGUGGCCAUGAUUGUCACCCCUUUAAUAGUGUGCUGCUGUCUCAUUGCAGCUCUACUGAUGUUUAGAAGAGUCAAGGAUAUCAUUCUCCCAAAGAUUCCUGAACCAUCGCUGUUUUUUAAGGAUAUGCUUAACAGCACUUCUGAUGGAUUUUCCAAGAGCCUCAGUGGAGGAAAACUCUAUGAGCCUGUCAAAGAUAUUGUGGCAAGUCAUGUGUACCUGGAACCAAAAUCUAUCCUUUCACCCAAUGAUACCUGCAUCUUACAUGAGAAUUAUCCAAUUGACCACGGAACAAAAAAUGGUGUGGGCAAUUCUGAGAAUGUAGUGGGCAAAAAAGAAAACGUGACAAUGUUUUGCGGAUACUGGACUGUUGACUUGAUGCGUCUAAUAUGUGUCUCCGUCAUGCUGUCUGGAGUCGCCACGGAGUCGGCAAGACGUCCACCACCCACACUACAGAUCAUUCAGAAAGGAAAUGUUCUCCAGUUUCGUGCAAGUCCCCCUAACUCAUCUUCACCUCAAUGCUGGAAAUAUUUGUUUCAGUACAGAAAAUGCAACGAGAAGCCAUACAUUAUAAAUGUAACUAUUGAAGACAAUUGGAUAGCCACAGUGGGAUACGAUGCUGCCUGCAAGUAUACAGUUCAAGUGCAGGCAAAAUAUGAUACAAUCUACUGUGGGGAAAGCGACCAUGACAGUGACAUGAGCAGUCCUGUGAAUUUUGGUUGGAAUGGUAAUCCAAAUUUGCCAUUUAUAGUGGUGAUGGUCGUUAUCCCUGUCAUAGUGUGCUUGUGUCUUAUCCUUGCUAUAAUGCUGUUUAGGAGACACAGGGACAAAUUUCUCCCCAAAAUUCCCAAUCCAUCACAUUUCUUCAAGGAUAUGUAUAACAACAAAAUGGAAAUAACACAGGGCCUGUAUACGAAAGAACUCUAUGUGCCUAAUGAAGAGGUGAUGGAUGAGCUUCAUGUGGAACCAAACACUGCACACCUACAUCACGAAUUCUAAUCUGUAAAACAACAGAAAGGAUGAAAGAUUUCUAGAUGAAGAUACCUACUCGGCAAGAGGAGGAAAACACUACAAGGUUGCAAAUGCACUGUUACCCAAACACUAAACCCAGUGCAGUCAAAAUAUACUGCUGUGAAUGUUCUUGAGCUACAGUUAA
Messenger RNA from Hemibagrus wyckioides, 2466 nucleotides. RefSeq names its product interleukin 13 receptor, alpha 1 (gene il13ra1). Gene Ontology annotation, biological process: cytokine-mediated signaling pathway. NCBI's taxonomy places the organism in Eukaryota, Metazoa, Chordata, Actinopteri, Siluriformes, Bagridae. The transcript is spliced from 18 exons. Gene Ontology annotation, cellular component: external side of plasma membrane. The record is from RefSeq and is a predicted model, not a curated record. Gene Ontology annotation, molecular function: protein binding; cytokine receptor activity. Bases 333 to 2309 code for a protein of 658 amino acids.